Molecule: messenger RNA, 1714 nt
Organism: Paralichthys olivaceus (Japanese flounder)
Lineage: Eukaryota; Metazoa; Chordata; Actinopteri; Pleuronectiformes; Paralichthyidae
Source: RefSeq, a predicted model, not a curated record
AUGGUAAAUGUCAGUGGCGUUCACCUGUCCGUUGUGUGUCAGUCCGUCACAGCAGCAAGGAGAACAGGAGAACAGACCAGCACAGACGAACCUUCGCAGUCUGUGCUGUCAACGGCGGAGGGGCGGAGGGGCGGGGACAUGCAGCAGACCGGGGCCUGCUACCGUAAUAACCCGAGCUGCUAUGCCAAUGGUAAAGUCACCGAAGCCUGUGGGGACAUGGAACCCAAGCACAGUGCUCCGGCUCAGACCACUCAAAGCCCUUAUCACCUAACAACCAACACCAGCACCUUCAGCCCCGGAGAUCAUAUCCAAGUCAUUCUAUCCGGAACACCACAUUUUAAAGGCUUCCUGCUUCAGGCCAGAGAUGCAUCCAGUCAGGGCUCAGCAUCCACCACCGGCAGCUUCAACCUGACCAAUCCUCACAGGACACAGCUGCUGACCUGUAAUAACCAGCAGGGUUCAGCAGUGAGCCAUACGAGUGAAAAGAGGCUGACAGAGGUUGUUGUCGUCUGGAAUGCUCCCAAAGAUGCUCCCAGUGAGGUUCAGUUUUUUGUGACUGUACUCCAACACUACAAUUUAUUUUGGGUGAAGCUGCCAGGACCAAUCAUCUAUCACCAUGGUGUUACACCUCGCCCACCUCAGUCAACCACUACGCUUCCUCCGUUCACAUCUGACAGCUGCGGCCAGUCUAAAUCCUGCCUGCUCGACCCUGCAGGCUGUGAUCCAAAAGAUCCUCACUGCUUCUUUCUUUCCAUGACGACAGAAGGACCGAACAAAACGUCUGUGAUGUUUGAGCUGAGUGGCCCAGCGGAAGGAUACGUUUCCUUUGCGCUGUCUUGGGACGCAUGGAUGGGCAAUGAUGAUGUGUAUAUGUGUGUAAAAGAUGGGGACAGAGUCUCAGUGAGUGCUGCCUUCUUCAGUGGACGAACACAUCCCGAGGACCAGACACAGGCUGGACUCUCCUCAGUAUCAUGGCGACUGGCAGAUGGAACCAUCCAGUGCAGGUUCAGUAGACCAGUCAAAGUGGCCAAUCAGGAACCAGGCCGCUAUGACCUGAACCAAGAGUACUUUCUGUUUCUAGCCAGCGGACAUGCUCAGUAUGGUAAAAUAUGGAAACAUAAUCAACAACCAUUAGUGUCCGUCCACAGAAAAUGUAUCACAGGCCCCUCUGAGGUACUGACAGGCUCCAGAGGACCCACCAUCAUGAAAGUGCAUGGUGCUGGCUGGCAGCAUGCAGGUGUCCAUCCCUACCUGGGCUGUUGUGUUGUGGCAUUAACUCUGAUUCAACCAAUAACAGCUGUGUUCAGACCAAGACCUGACUCUCACAGGAGAUAUCUGUUUAACUGGGCCCACUGGGGACUUGGAUCUCUGACUGAGAUCUUGGCAGUGGUGGCCAUGUUCCUGGGUACACAUCAAUCAUCACUGCUCCUCCCCCAGCCAUGGACGACGCAUGUUUUGAUUGGCUAUGUGACAUGGCUGGCCUCAUUCAGAUUCAUGCUCCUGAUUCACAAACACCUUAACAUCAAAAAAGCACUAGGGCCAGAUGACAUACAGGAAAUCCAUUCCAACCAAUCAGAGCCCUCUUCCCGGGGGUCCUUCAAAAAGUCUCUCAUCUUGGCUGCCCUGGCUUUGGGAAACUCUGGUUUCCUGAUAGCCUUGUUGUCUUCUAUUGCUGACAUUUGAAAUAACCUUCACAACCUUUUAUGCAAGACAU